Molecule: messenger RNA, 600 nt
Organism: Acanthoscelides obtectus
Lineage: Eukaryota; Metazoa; Arthropoda; Insecta; Coleoptera; Chrysomelidae
Source: the annotation of a GenBank genome assembly
AGCGAAAAUCGGUCUAUUCUACCUGAUCUUCUAUGGCAUGCUGGCGGCGCUGGUCGCUAUCUGCAUGUGGGUAUUCUUCCAGACCCUGGACCCCAGAAUUCCAAAAUGGCAGCUGGACAGGUCCCUAAUUGGAACCAACCCCGGUCUAGGGUUUAGACCGAUGCCCAUGAAUAAUGAGGAGAGUACCCUCAUCUGGUUCCAGGGCUCAAACAAGACCAAUUAUCAAAUUUGGGUGGACCAUAUAUUGCAGUUUUUGGACACUACCAAUGCUCCUGGAAGAAGUGCGUAUAACAGAAUAGAGCGCAGAAUGGCUCCUCUAAGUCGGGAACUGGCUAAUUUAAUAUUGCCUCAUGACCAUUUUGGGUCUCAUUUGGAUGAACGUGGCGUUAGAAUUGAUGAAAUGUGCUGAAGUAUGGAGUUCAAUGGAAAUUGAUGGCUAUAAUGUUAAUGCAAAAUAUGUUGGGGCAGGUGAACAAGAUCUUCCUGAUUUUCCUGACAUUAAAUGGUAUUCAGAACAUGUGCGUGAGAGCCAAUACUUGCUUCAAAUUGUAAAAUGUAGAAAUACAGAAUGCUGUCGUCCAAGUAGUGGCCUAUUUAGAU